UUGACCGAUACGCAAUUGUCAGUGCCGCGCCAACCGCCGCGCCGAGUGAACGUUGGGAUUUAUUAUUCUCGUAUGUCCGUCCACCGUGAUUUUUCUCUCGCGAAUUAGGAUCUGUCCGGAGAACAACAGAUCUUGUGCUCAUUGUCAGCCGAGUGAUAUCGUAUUUCUUGAAGCGAGCGAUAAAAAAAUUGAGCUUUGAACGCAGUGAAACGAAGACAUAAAAAGGAAACAAAGACAAGAAAAAUAAAACGAUCUCGUUAGAGGAGAAUAACGUGAAAAUCAGUGCAAAAGUGACAUUGCGUAUAUAGCACAAUUGUGUAAUCUUCACGUUUAUUACAGUGAAAAGAAUCGCAAUCGCGUGGAACUUGAACAAGUCGGGACUUGAAUAAAACGCAAAACGGACGGUAGACUUGUGUAUUCAUGCUCGAGGUUCAGGUCCAGCGGAUGUAGAUUCGCGAGUGAGCGCCAUGCGAUCUCAUACCUGAUCAAUGCAAAAACGCGGCCUUGCCCGCGGAUUUUUAAUGCCGCGCCACGGGCUUUUUUCGUAUUCACAUUCACGGUAGCGAGCACACGACGACGAAGUCUCUCUGGGAUAUAAACAACCAGACACGUAAUCGGCGAGCCAUCGGCGCGAGUGGGAUGCAACGACUUUAAUUCGCGCAUGAGAGAGCGUCGCCGAUCUACGUUGCAGCUGUGCUUCAAGAGGCGCAAGGGCGUUUCUUGAGACUCAUUUUCCGUCUCCCGAUGAAGAGAUGAGAAGGUCACGAUGCUGAGACCCGGAUCCUUAGUAGGCCUGCUGGUCCUCGUGGCCGUGCUGAAGAUUGCAAACUCGGACCCGCAAACUCGCUGUCUAACAACGUUGGAAGAAGUUAAUCCAAAGAGGGUGAUUAAUCAUGAAGGCGAUUUCUUGAACAUUCAGUUCGAAGUAUCGAGAAGAGUCACGCAUAGACUGACGUCAGAAGUCAUGAAAAUUUUUUUAACCGAAGUAUUGGGUUACAAAGGUAUCGGCAUUAUCACUAAGGACGACAAAUUCAACGCAUCCGAGGUCUUUGAGAGGCUAUCCGACAAGCCGAUGUACAACGAACACAAAAUAGUUCCAGAUACGAUGGUGAACAUGGAAGUGUGGAUUCCGCCGCAGCAGGACACGUCGCCGCUGCUAAGUAAAUACAACGUGAAGGAAUGUGGCUCGAUAGCGCCACCGGGACACUUCGGCUGGUUCGUUCCGGAGGCGUUAGUCAAACCCGAUGACAGCUGGCUAGUUUUCUCCAGAUUAGAGACCGCCAACAGGUUCGCCGUCGACGAGGCAUAUCUGCCGAUCAUCAAGAAUUCCACGAUAAAUCCGAAUACCACGGAUUACUACUGCCGCGAAGCUUUUUGCCAGCAUGGGAUGUACGUCCCGGAACAAUGUCAAAGUCAAGGACAGCAGAGGACGCCGCAAUGCGCGCUGCUGCUAGCCGAAUACCCGGAUGUCACGCUCUUCGUGAAGGAGCAUAUUGAUAAGUUGAAGCUCUACGUCAAGGUGGCGUGGGUGGGUCCGAAUCUCAGAUACUUGACCAAGAACUUGACUAGGGAGUACAUGCAAUUCGCGCGAAAUUCGUCGGCUUCUGUCGAAAAUAGAUCGCUAGUGAUUUUGCACUAUUUUCCCAGCACUGUGAUACCGAAUGAGAGAGAAUUUAUAACGAUAUAUUUUCCACGUUGCCAAGCGACAAAGGGUUCGAUCGGCUGUGCCUACGAGUCGAACAGACUAACGAAGCUAGUGUGGGAUAGACUGGAUUUGAUCGCGAAAAUCGCUUUCCAGGCAAUCAGUCGCGCGAAGUUUACCCAAGAAAUGUACGAGAAUUUGAUCUUACGACGUGUGCGGGCAGCGAGUGACGUCUUGGACGAACAGAUUGCUUGUGAGUGGUUGAAAGAGAAUCUGAAUUAUACCCUGACGGAAUGGAAGCCCAACAACGACUACAAGAACACCUUAUUUGUUGGUGGAAUAUUUCCCAUGACUGGCAACUCAUACAUGGCCAAGUCGAUUGUGAUCGCCGCUAAGAUGGCGAAAGAAGUUAUCAAUGUUAACAACACUCUGCUGAGAGAUUACAAUCUGACUCUGCUAGCCAACGAUGGCCAAUGUAAGUCGGACAUGGUAAUGAAGUCCUUUAUCGACUACAUCGUACAUAAUCAUUAUCAGAAGCUAGUCGGCGUAUUGGGGCCGGCUUGCUCGGAAACCGUGGAGCCAUUGGUCGGAGUGUCGAAGCACUACAAAACGGUGAUUAUCAGCUACAGCGCCGAGGGAUCCAGUUUCGACGAUCGCAGCAAAUAUCCGUACUUCUUCAGGACUAUCGGCGAGAACAAGCAAUACAAAUACGUCUACCUGCAGCUCUUGCAGAAGCUGGGCUGGCAUCGGGUGGCGUCCUUGACGGAAGAUGGACAAAAGUACACCGAGUAUAUAUCGUACAUGCAGGAUAUGCUCAGAGAUAACGGCAUCGCAUUCGUGGCAAAUGUCAAAUUUCCAAGAGAACGAGAAGCCGACGUGAUGACGAAUUAUCUACAAGAUUUGAAAGAAAGGCGAGCAAGAAUUAUUAUCGCAGAUGUGUACGGUAAGGUAGCUCGUCAAGUUAUGUGCGAAGCAUAUAAAUUGGAGAUGACAGCUGUUCAGGGCUAUGUCUGGUUUCUUCCGCUUUGGCUUCAGCAACAAUGGUAUGAUACCAAUUAUUACAAUGGAAUGGGCGAAAAAGUACCUUGCACCACGAGCGACAUGAUGAAGGCUAUAAACGGACAUCUCGGUCUGUCACACGCGUACUUUGCUCGCGACGACAGCAUAAUGCAGGAGGGAAUCACGGUGCGUGAAUGGCGCGAGCGUUAUGAGAACAUGUGCCGAACGCAGAAUCCUCCGCUACAGCCCUCUAAUUAUGCCGGCUAUGCUUAUGAUGCUAUGUGGACUUAUGCUUACGCCAUGGAUCGACUUGUUCAUGAGAAUGAGAGCUAUGUCUUCGAUCUUCACAGUGAUCACACGGUCAAUCGUCUCACGACCAUUAUCGGAGAGACUGAUUUUAACGGGGUAUCCGGAAGAAUACAGUUCCUAGGUAGACCAUCGAGAUACUCGGUUGUUAAUAUCGUACAGUUUAUCGAUAAUGAGACGCGUAUUGUUGGUAAUUUUUACCCGAAUGCCUCGGAAGUCAAACACGAAAUAAUCGGCGGUACAUUGGAUUUAAAUACAUCGGCUUUCGUUUGGUUGUCGGAGACGAUACCCGACGAUGGUUCGGAGCCUCCGCCGAGAUGCGUUUUGGCGGGAUUGGCAGAGCUGUUGGAUGUCUCUUGCGAAGUAGCGAUAGUGGUCGCUAAUAUUAUCGGCUUCAGCCUCCUCGGAGCGCUUCUAAUCGUUGGCUUUGUCAUGGUUAAGCGAAAAUACGACGAAAAAGUGCGGCAACACGAAAAGUAUAUGAAGUCCUUGGGUAUCGAUCUGUCACAGACGGACACUUCUAGUUUGGAUGUAUGGGAAAUUCCUCGAGAUAGAGUAGUAAUCAAUCGAAAACUUGGAGAGGGAGCCUUCGGUACCGUUUACGGUGGUGAAGCUUUUUUUCCUGAUAAGGGUUGGCUAGCUGUCGCCGUGAAGACUUUAAAAGUCGGCAGUUCGACCGACGAGAAGCUUGAUUUUUUGAGCGAGGUCGAGGUCAUGAAGAGAUUCGAGCACAAGAACAUAAUCAGAUUAUUAGGUGUGUGCAUAAAGUGCGAACCCGUGUUAACCGUGAUGGAAUUUAUGCUUUACGGCGACUUGAAGACCUAUUUGUUGGCCAGAAGACAUUUGGUCAAUGAUCGGAGUUAUGAAGAUUCCGACGAGAUCUCGAAUAAAAAAUUAACCGCCAUGGCGUUGGAUGUUGCUAGAGCGCUCAGUUAUUUAGCGCAAUUGAAAUAUGUUCACAGAGAUGUCGCUUCUCGCAAUUGUCUGGUGAACGCCCAGCGAGUAGUAAAACUCGGAGACUUCGGUAUGACGAGACCAAUGUAUGAGAACGAUUAUUACAAAUUUAAUCGGAAGGGCAUGCUACCAGUAAGAUGGAUGUCGCCAGAAUCACUGGCAUUAGGUAUCUUCACGCCAGCAUCCGAUGUCUGGUCUUACGGAGUAAUGCUCUACGAGAUUGUUACAUUCGGCAGUUUCCCUUUUCAAGGGAUGAGCAACAAUGAAGUACUCUCGCAUGUGAAGGCUGGCAAUUGUCUCACCGUGCCGAAGAAGGUGAAAAUGCAGCUCGAGAGUUUAAUGUAUUCCUGUUGGAAUGUGGACCACACAAAGAGACCAUCGGCGCCGGAGAUUGUUGAUUUUCUGGCGACGAAUCCUCGCAUCAUCUCGCCGUGCCUGGAUGUACCUCUGUCGAGUGUGCAGCUGGAGCACACCGCGCAACUUGACAUACAACUAUCGGAGAACAACCGAAAGUUCUCCAUUUCGUGGCCAUCGCAGCGUUCAGUUCCGCAAAUUCAAGAAUCGAAAUUCCCGAAUUCGCCAACGCCGCUUCUACUGGACUUGAACGGCCAUGAUGACGAUCAGAAUUUGGAUUCUCUACUAAUUGGCAUAUCCUGCGAACAAGACAGUUCCAGCCCUUUGCUGGACUCUACGAGAGCCUCGAUUUUGAAGCAAAUGUGGCUCCAAGAGAAUUCCAAUGACAACCAGGCUCACAGGUACGUCAAUCUUCAGCCAGAUAUGCUAAAAUUAGCUUGCGAGUCCGGCAGGAAUGGUAGCGCUGGGAACAUACAGAUGGAGGAAAGAACGUCGAUGCUGUCCGAGAAGAAAAGCACCGAUAACGUAUCAAUGCUCUGACAUAAGUAGAUGAUUUUGUGAAGAAAUUGGAAACUAGUCAGAUGCCUCGAAGUAUACGGUGUUCUAUUAAAGAGAAGUAACUGUACAAGCUCAACAUCAGAAUACAGGAUACACGAUGAACGUCCUGGAAUAAAGCAAGAGAAUUGACACAAAUGAUUUCAAGGCAUUUGCCUUAUUAGCGAAUGUAAUCGCUUAGCCAUACCAAAGGGUUUUUUAAACAAGAUCAGAGAAAAUCGGCUCUGCGACCGAUAUGGCAUUUUAAUUAAUUAAAUAUUCUCUGAAUUUUUUCAACAUAGAGAAACUAUGUUGAGCUAAAUGGUUAUAAUAGCAAUGAAAACGUUGACUCUCAUAAAAGAAUUCCUAGUGCGUUUGGAGAUAUAUGAUAUCUUGAAAUAUGCGUACUCGUAUAGCGAAACUCUGUCUCGAAUAAAUUAAAACUCAUUGGAGAUGAUAAGACCUAAUUAAAAUACCAAUCGUCGAAAUUCAAUUAUUUUAAUAAUAAGAUUUUUCCAAUAUGUGUGUGUCUUUUUGCGUUUUUAAAUAGCACAUCUAAAUUAUAGCGCAUAUGUGUAUAUUCAGACAUAUAUAUAAAUAUACAUAUAUACAUGCAUACAUACAGACAUACAUAUAUUUUUAAUGUUUUUAGCAACUCAAAAUAAAAACAAAAAAUGAGCACCGCUAAUAAAAAAGUAAUUCUACACGAAUAUCGGAAGAAAAAUGGAAGAGUACCUACGGAAACGAAAGGUCUCUACGGAAAUAAUAUAAAAUAUAUACAAAAAAAUCGAGACAGCUAGCUAUGGACGGCGAAACUAAUUUACCGAAUCCAGUUUUGAGACUGACUUCCAUUGCGAAAUUUAAUCGCAUUAUCUGACCGGUCGUAGACAUAGAUGACCGACAUUAUUUAUCAUCGCAGGCAAAUAGCUAAAAGGUACAAAAGAGAAGAAUGGCUUCUCGUAGAUGUGUUUUUCGCGAAACCGGAAAGACGAUCGACAUCAAUGCAUCCUUCAUCCAGCAAUUCUAUCGCCUUCUGCUCAAUGCAUCUUUAAGACUGAUUCUCGAGAUGCAAGGGACGCAUCGUAUCGUUCUUUAUCCUUUGUUUUCUUUUAUUUCUUGUCGAGUAAUAGUUUGUUCGAGAAGAAGCUAGCGCAUUUGAUUAAAUAAGAUUCGGUAUUUUGCGAGUGAUAACGUUCGCGUAACCAUGACAUUUUUUUCUCGCUCGUUACAGUUAAAAGAUCAGUGAACAAUUCUUUCCUGCUUCUUAGUAUCCCUUCGCGAAUGCGACUACACGUUUGUCGAUCACAUGUUACCACCGCGUUCUCGCCAACACAUCACAGGUUAAUUAAUAUUAUAAGAUUAAUCACCGAUUGACUGCGAAUUCGAACGACAGAUGCAAUUAUUUAUUAAUAUAUAACGAGUGGAUUUCUUACAAAAGAUUUUUAUACGGAAUAUGUUUCUCAUUAAGGGUCCACUUAAUAGCAUUCUUGUAUAAAAUAGUGUCGCCAGAUGACAGAUAGAACAUCAUAUUUUGUAUAAAUAAAUUCACAUAAUAUAUUUAACCCUUUCCGGCAUCAAUUGACAGUUCCUUGAGAAUUGCUUCUUAUGUUCCUGCAUUCUCGAAUGAAUGAUAAAACGUCGAAAUGUACAUAAAAUAUAUGAGCCUCUUAUUUUUAAAGAGAUGAUUACAAAAAAUUUUUUGAAGACUUUCGAAGAUUUUUUUAGACUCACAUAUCGCUUUUGAAAUAAGUGACUUGUAUAUAAAAAUGAGCGUGCUAUUCGUUAAGUGGUAAAUGUAAACAAUCAUGCAACCAGUUACUAUACUUGAGUAUAAUUUAAAGAAUUGUUAUAGGAUUAUAAAAAAUAUACUGGAAAGGGUUAAUUUUCAGCAUCCGCUGUUCAUUAUGACUGAAUAGCUAUACAAUUAAGAGAGUUCACCGAAAAUGUUCAUGUAGAGCAUCAAAGACUCCGAUAGAAAAGUAUUUUUAAUUUUCGAUUCCAAUUCAUAACUGUUUGCGCACAUUGCGAGAAACAUGUCUUCAAUUAUACUAUACUUGUAUGUAACGCGCAAUAUUAUACUACGUUCUUUGUAUCAUGAAAGGCAGUAUAGAUGAUAUUCAUUCAAGCAUCACUAUCCGACAAUCUUUCUAAGACUUAUUUUAUUAUAGUUAUAAUUUUUUAAUACGUAUAUUUGCAAAAGCUCAAAUAAAAAUAUAGACAAAAAAUCUAUGUAGAAAUAAAAAAAAGAUAUAUAUAUAAAGAAUAUAUAAGAUAUUUAUAAAAUAAUGCAGGAUGAGUUAAAAAAAUAAGAAAAUAAUAUUUAUUUUGUUAUUUAAAUUUUUUUAUACUUAUAAAAAUAUAGUGGCUUUUUUCAAAUAUAAAUCGCUCGAAUUCAUAACAACAUUUAUGUACAACUAUAUACGUGUAUAUCAUAAAAAAUAUAGAGAGAUAUUAUACGCCAGUAUCGCAUACAUAUACAUCACAAUGAUUAGAAAAUUAGUUCUUAUUUUAUUGCGCGUAGAGAUAAACUUUUUUUACUAUUCGUCUGAUCGAGGAAUAAUACCCACGAAUGCAUUACGAUCGAAUAUAUAUUCCUUUGACAGAUAUAAACUAUAGGUUCUUGUAAAAAAAUUUUUACAUAUGUUUGUAUGUAUACAUACCGCGGUAUAUUACUAAGCCCUUCCUAGUAGUUAACUUUAUAAAAAUAAUGUCGGCAAUUUUUUGUCAGAUAUAUACGUCGAUUACUCCUAGAGCACGUAUAUACAACCUUUGAUUUUACUCGCUACCGAUUAUACCAGUGUUAUUUAUUGUUAAAUUACAUAUAUUGUAAUUAGGCCCAUGGCGAAUGGUAUUCGCAGCGUACGUUCCUUGAGCGCAUGCUUAUUGUGCCUUUUGGAAUUAAAUAAUAUUAAACAUG
Messenger RNA from Formica exsecta, 7706 nucleotides. RefSeq names its product receptor-type guanylate cyclase gcy-5-like. Gene Ontology annotation, cellular component: signaling receptor complex. Gene Ontology annotation, molecular function: ATP binding; transmembrane receptor protein tyrosine kinase activity. Lineage: Eukaryota; Metazoa; Arthropoda; Insecta; Hymenoptera; Formicidae. Gene Ontology annotation, biological process: cell surface receptor protein tyrosine kinase signaling pathway; positive regulation of kinase activity; protein phosphorylation. The transcript has 12 exons. Bases 767 to 4795 code for a protein of 1342 amino acids. The record is from RefSeq and is a predicted model, not a curated record.